UCCUCGCAGUUUCCUCUCCUUGUUUUGCUUUCGAUCUGGACCGUUCCGAGGCGAGCCGGGGACUAACUUUUAGUUUUGCUCCUGCGAUUGUUCAGCUGACGGGCUUUCAUUUCCAUUUCUCACGCCCUAGCCACCCCUAAACCUUGCGGAGUCGCACUGGUAGCGUGAACAAGCACCCCGAGAGACGGGCACCAUGCCGGUGGAGAGGAUGCGCAUGCGCCCCUGGCUGGAGGAGCAGAUAAACUCGAACACGAUACCCGGGCUCAAGUGGCUGAACAAGGAGAAGAAGAUCUUCCAGAUCCCCUGGAUGCAUGCAGCUAGACACGGGUGGGAUGUGGAGAAAGAUGCCCCACUCUUUAGGAACUGGGCAAUCCACACAGGAAAGCAUCAACCAGGCGUAGAUAAACCUGAUCCGAAAACAUGGAAGGCGAAUUUUCGAUGUGCCAUGAACUCCCUGCCCGACAUCGAGGAAGUAAAGGACAGGAGUAUAAAGAAAGGAAACAACGCCUUCAGGGUGUACCGGAUGUUGCCCUUAUCGGAGCGGCCUUCUAAAAAAGGAAAGAAACCAAAGACAGAGAAAGAAGACAGAGUUAAGCACAUCAAGCAAGAACCAGUUGAGUCAUCUUUGGGGCUUAGUAAUGGAGUAAGUGAUCUUUCUCCCGAGUUCGCGGUCCUGACUUCAGCUAUAAAACAUGAAGUGGAUAGUACGGUGAACAUCAUAGUUGUAGGACAGUCACAUCUGGACAGCAACAUCGAGGAUCAAGAGAUUGUCACCAAUCCGCCAGAUAUUUGCCAAGUGGUAGAGGUGACCACCGAGAGUGAUGAGCAGCCAGUCAGCAUGAGCGAGCUGUACCCUCUGCAGAUUUCCCCCGUGUCUUCCUACGCAGAAAGCGAAACCACGGACAGCGUGCCCAGUGAUGAGGAGGGCACCGAGGGACGGCCACCCUGGCGGAAGAGGAACAUCGAAGGCAAACAGUACCUCAGCAACAUGGGCACAAGGAGCACCUACCUGCUGCCCAGCAUGGCGACCUUCGUGACCUCCAACAAGCCCGACCUCCAGGUCACCAUCAAGGAAGAGAACUAUCCGAUGCCUUUCAGCAGCUCCUGGCCCCCGUACCCCGACCACUCCCUGUCGUCCCCCGUGAGCCCCGCACCCAGCAGCAGCCGGCCCGACCGGGAGACCCGGGCCAGCGUCAUCAAGAAGACGUCGGAUCUCGCCCAGGCCCGCGUCAAGAGCUGUUAAAGCCUCCGACUUCCCCCGGUGGUUGGGAUUUCUUGGCUUUGUGUCGCUGUUUGUUUGUAUUUUAUUUUCCUCUCUGACACCUAUUCUAGACAAAUCUAAGGGAAAAAGCCUUGACCAUAGAACAUUGAUUGCUGUGUCCAACUCCAGUACUGGAGCUUCUCUUUAACUCAGGACUCCGGCCCAUCGGUAGACACGUGUCUCUAGAGCCUGCUGGAUCUCCCAGGGCUGCUCCCUCAAGUUCAAGGACGUCAUAGGACCAACACCCACAUGAGCAGCAGGGUGCUGCUGUGUUGCCUGCGGUCAAGGCCAGCGGUGGAGCGGGUGCCUCGGAACAGAGGAGAAAAUGUGAACUAGCUGGAAUUUUUUAUUCUUGUGAAUAUGUACAUAGGGCAGUAAUAGCGACGUGGCCGUCGGCUUCUGCACCUUACGUAAAGCACUUACAGGUAGACCUUCUCGUGCCCUUGCCUCCUUCCCAGCACAGCCCCUUCCCCGCCCGCCCGCUCCUUCCCUCCGGUGCCCCCUCCGAGGCUGUGCUCCACACCCCCAGGAGGAGAGGAAAAUGAAUUUCUACACAGAUGCCCCGUGUUAAGACUGCUUUAAAAAGAGAGAGAGAGUCUUUCUAAUCUGCUAUGCUUGAAUGCCACGCGGUACAAAGGAAAACCAUCUUGGAGACCUUAUGCAAAUCCCCAGAUUUGAAGACAAAA
This is a messenger RNA of Miniopterus natalensis, 1947 nucleotides long. RefSeq names its product interferon regulatory factor 2 (gene IRF2). Lineage: Eukaryota; Metazoa; Chordata; Mammalia; Chiroptera; Miniopteridae. The record is from RefSeq and is a predicted model, not a curated record. Gene Ontology annotation, cellular component: nucleus. Gene Ontology annotation, molecular function: DNA-binding transcription factor activity, RNA polymerase II-specific; RNA polymerase II cis-regulatory region sequence-specific DNA binding. Gene Ontology annotation, biological process: immune system process; regulation of transcription by RNA polymerase II.